Messenger RNA from Hippocampus comes (tiger tail seahorse), 2141 nucleotides. It is a transcript of the gene adss2l, whose product is annotated as adenylosuccinate synthase, like. The record is from RefSeq and is a predicted model, not a curated record. The coding region runs from base 59 to 1468 and encodes 469 amino acids. Gene Ontology annotation, biological process: 'de novo' AMP biosynthetic process; IMP metabolic process. Lineage: Eukaryota; Metazoa; Chordata; Actinopteri; Syngnathiformes; Syngnathidae. Gene Ontology annotation, molecular function: adenylosuccinate synthase activity; GTP binding. The transcript is spliced from 13 exons. Gene Ontology annotation, cellular component: cytoplasm.
UUCCCGUCGAUAAACGCGGGUAAAACGCAAUUCCGGUUUUCAGAAGGAGGGCAACAGCAUGGCGUCCAGCAGCGACAUGCCAAAUGCUAAUGGACUAGAGAACGGGGAACCGGUGGUUAAGCGGCCACGAGAAAACGUCACGCCGGAGUUUCCGUUCCGUUCUCCGAAAGAGCCUGCGAACAAAGUGACUGUGGUGCUCGGAGCUCAAUGGGGGGACGAGGGAAAAGGAAAAGUUGUGGAUCUGCUCGCAAUGGAUGCGGAUAUUGUGUGCAGGUGUCAGGGUGGCAACAAUGCAGGUCACACUGUGGUCGUUGACUCGGUGGAGUACGACUUCCACCUGCUGCCCAGUGGCGUCCUCAACAAGAAGGCUACCUCCUUUAUUGGCAAUGGAGUUGUCAUACACCUCCCAGGGCUGUUUGCAGAGGCACAAUCUAACCUGAAGAAAGGCAAAGGAUUGCAAGGAUGGGAAGAUAGACUCAAGAUUUCUGAUCGUGCACACAUUGUUUUCAACUUCCAUCAGGCUGUCGAUGGCAUUCAGGAGCAGCAGCGACAGCAGCAAGAAGGGAAAAAUUUGGGAACGACCAAAAAAGGUAUUGGCCCUGCCUACUCCUCCAAAGCUGCUCGGAAUGGCCUGCGUGUCUGUGACCUUGUCUCAGAUUUCAAAGUCUUUGAGGACAAGUUCCGCAUGUUAGCAGAGCAUUUCUUGACAAUGUAUCCAAACCUGAAUGUGGACAUUGAAGAUGAACUGGAGCAGUUAAAGGGAUAUGCAGAGCGACUUCGCCCUCUAGUGACAGAUGGUGUGUACUUUAUGCACAAAGCUCUUACUGGCCCCAGUAAGAAAAUCCUGGUGGAGGGGGCAAACGCCGCACUGCUGGAUAUUGACUUUGGCACAUAUCCUUUUGUGACGUCGUCUAACUGCACCGUCGGAGGAGUGUGCACUGGACUUGGCGUGCCGCCGUCACACGUUGGAAGAGUGUAUGGCGUCGUCAAGGCCUACACCACCCGAGUGGGCGUUGGCGCGUUCCCAACAGAGCAAGAUAAUGAGACAGGGGCACUUUUACAAUCGCGAGGUCGCGAGGUUGGCGUGACAACGGGUAGAAAGCGCCGCUGCGGAUGGCUGGACUUGAUUCUGGUCCGAUAUGCUCACAUGGUCAACGGCUUCUCCGCCAUCGCCCUGACCAAACUGGACAUUUUGGACACCCUGGCGGAGAUCAAAGUGGGCGUGGCCUAUAACGUCAACGGGGAACCUCUGCCAAGUUUCCCAGCAAACAUGGACGUUCUGACGCGUGUCACCGUGGAGUACAAGACCUUCCCCGGCUGGUGCCGCAGCACAGAGGCGGCCCGCAGUUUUAGCGAGCUGCCGGUGCAGGCGCAGAACUACAUUCACUUCAUUGAGGACUUUCUGCAAGUGCCAGUGAAGUGGGUUGGAGUGGGCAAGUCCAGGGAGAGCAUGAUCAAACUGUACUGAUCUGUGGACACAGUUGCUGUCUUCCAUAUUUGUGGCCAAGACGAUGUCGCUUUGCCAUCAUUUUAGAUGUUAACUCCCAUCAUAAUGGAAGUCUUUCACCAGCCAGGAUCCAAGUGAAACGUUUCUGUCUCGCAGCUAUCAAUACUGUAAUCCUUCACGAGUGAACUUAUACGUUCCAUCUGAUGUUUCUGUGUUUUCAGGGUGUCAAGUUUUAAAAGUGGGUCUUCCCACUCAUUCCUUCUCCUGGUGAUUAAACCCCUUUUUUUCCUUUUUUUUUUUUUUUUUUUAAAAAAGCAGUCUGCUUACCCUUUAACAAAUGUUCACACAUUUACUGGGUUGUUAGGAGUAUCAGACUUUUUUGUUUUUAACUGGGGCGCAUUAAUGGCAACAUGAAAACCUAUUAUGGAAUAUCUGAAAAGUUUUUCCGGGGCUAUUUUAAAUACAUUGAGGUUGUUUGUAACAGUGAUUGUUGGAGUGAAUAGUGUGAUUUUGGAAAUCAUCCUUAGUACAAAAAAUAUAUAUAACAAAUGAUGGUUUCAAAUAAAGCUUUCCAUGCCAUAAUUUUUGACAAGAAAAAAUGUUAAUGUAAAUGUAAAAACAAAGAAUGACUUAUAAUAGUUCAUCCAAAUAAGUUUCUUAUGCCAUUGUCAAUAAAUGGAAACUUUAAACUCUU